GAGUGAGCAUUAGGGACACGAACCGGACAAACGAGCAGUCAACAGUGAAAUCUGACCGAGGAAAGUCACCGCAGUUUGGGGGGGAUUUGAGUUGGUUUGCGUGUGUUUGUGCGCAUUCACGCGUGUUUUUCUCCCUCAGAUUUGACGCACAGUUGCACAGCCAUGAAGCUGAAGCAGGAGGAGAAGUUGUUUUUGCGGUGGAGUCAUGUCUGUCUGCGGGUUUAUGGAUGAAGAAGUGGCCGACGUAGUGGAGACGUGGACGGCUGCAGACUCUGAGUUCCUCCCCGGCAGAGGAAGUGUCCGGACGAGGGUCCACGGAACUCUCUCCCCCACUCCAGCCCUCCCGGAGUGCACGGAUCCUGGAGCAUGAGCGCAGAUUAGUUGGAUGAUCACCGGCGGGGGUUUGCUUUAAACCUCACUGCACUGUCAUGGUUUUUUAUUCACACACUCAAUCCUAACAACAUGGAAAAGUUGUAAAAAAAACACGGGUAAAAACAUCAGCUGUGAGUGGAUCUUAUCAGAUUUCCCGGACACGCAGGGAGACACCAUGUGGAGCCCGGGGACGUGGAUGUGGCCAGCCGCUCUCUGCUGCCUGAUCGUGGGGACGUUGACGCACACGGCCGGAGGUUUUAACGUGUGUAUGAGUGGCAGUUCUACUUCCUGUGAGGACUGUCUCCUGAUUCACCCCAGUUGCGCCUGGUGCGCACAAGAGGAUUUCGGAAAGGGUCGCACUCUGACGUCACGGUGCGAUUUCAGUCACAACCUGCAGAGGAGGGGCUGCCAGGCUCGGUACAUCGAGAAGCCCACCAGCAGCCUCUCGGUGCUUCAGAACAUGCCCCUGAGUUCCAAAGGGUCCGGGUCAACCCAGUACGAUGUCGUCCAGAUCGCGCCUCAGCAAAUCUCCCUCAGUUUGCGGCCAGGAGACCAGACGUUUUUCGACCUGCAGGUACGGCAGGUUGAGGACUACCCGGUGGACCUCUACUACCUGAUGGACCUCUCUCUUUCCAUGAAAGACGACCUGGACACCAUCCGGAACCUGGGCACCAAGCUGGCGCACGAGAUGGGGAAGCUAACCAGCAACUUCAGGCUGGGCUUCGGCUCCUUCGUCGACAAGAACAUGUCCCCGUUCUCCUACACGGCGCCAAAGUAUCAAGAGAAUCCGUGCAAUGGAUACAAACUCUUCCCCAACUGCGUCCCCACGUUCGGUUUCCGUCACAUCCUGUCUCUGACGGACGAGGUGGACCGCUUCAACGAGGAGGUGCAGAAGCAGAUGGUGUCGCGCAACCGGGACGCACCGGAGGGCGGCUUUGACGCCAUCCUGCAGGCGGCCGUUUGUAAGGAGGAGAUCGGGUGGAGGAAGGAGGCGUAUCACCUGCUGGUGUUUGCCACAGACGACGUCCCUCACCUGGCUCUGGACGGCAGACUGGGAGGACUGGUGGAGCCACACGACGGACGCUGUCACCUCAGCAACAACAGCGAGUACAGCGCCUCCACCAGGAUGGAUUAUCCGUCUCUGGGUCUCCUCGGGGAGAAACUGGCAGAAAACAACAUCUUCCUCAUCUUCGCAGUCACAAAGCGUCUCUACGUUAUUUAUAAGAAUUUCACGGCACUCAUUCCUGGAACGACGGUUGAAAUCCUGGACCAGGACUCUAAGAACGUGAUCCAGCUCAUCAUCGCAGCGUACAACAACAUUCGCUCUAAAGUGGAGCUGACGGUGUGGGACCACCCCGAGGACAUCAGCUUGUCCUUCACCGCCACCUGUCAGGACGGGAAACCACUGCCGGGUCUGAAGAAGUGUGCCGACCUGAAGAUCGGCGACACCGUGUCGUUUAACGUGAGCGUGGAGGCGAGGAGCUGCCCGCCGCGCGGCGCCGACCACAGCUUCACCAUCAAACCCGUGGGCUUCAAAGAUCGCCUGGAGGUGACGGUGGAUUAUCAGUGCGACUGCGGCUGCAGUCAGACCGCGCAGAGCAACAGCAGCAUCUGCAGCUCCAUCGGAACGUAUAACUGCGGGACCUGCCUCUGUGAGCCGGGUUACCUGGGCGCCCACUGCGAGUGUCAGGAGGGCGAGGCCAGCAGCAUGUACUUCAGCGCCUGCCGUGAAGCCGAGGGCAAGCAGAUCUGCAGCGGCCGCGGCGAGUGCAGCUGCAACCAGUGCCUGUGCUACGAGUCGGAGUUCGGCAAGAUUUACGGCAGCUACUGCGAGUGCGACAACUUCUCGUGCGCCCGUCACAAAGGAGUCCUCUGCUCUGGUCACGGCGAGUGUCACUGCGGCGAGUGCAAGUGUCACGCUGGCUACGUCGGCGACAACUGCAACUGCUCCACAGAGACGUCCAGCUGCGCGUCGGACGACGGGCAGAUGUGCAGCGGGCGCGGCAGCUGCGUGUGCGGCCGCUGCCAGUGCAGCGAGCCGGGCGCCUUCGGGGACACGUGUGAGAAGUGUCCCACCUGUCCUGACGCCUGCGGCACCAAGAGGGAGUGCAUCGAGUGUCGGCUCUUCAACUCUGGACAACUAGCAGACAACCAGACCUGCCAGCGCCUGUGCAAGGAUGAAAUCAUCACUGUGGAGGCUUUAGAAACAGACGACUCCAGCGCCGUCAUGUGUUUGUAUAAAACAGAAAACGACUGCAUCAUGAAGUUCACGUACUCUGAACACGCCAGCGGACGCUCCAUCCUCACCGCGCUCAAAGAGCCAGAGUGCGGCAGCGGUCCGGACGCUCUGAUGGUUCUGCUGGCCGUGGUGGGCAGCAUCCUGCUGGUGGGCGUGGUCCUGCUCGCCGUGUGGAAGCUCGUCAUCACCAUCCACGACCGGCGGGAGUUCGCUCACUUCCAGAGCGCUCGCUCACGAGCCCGAUACGAGAUGGCGUCCAACCCUCUGUACAAACAGCCCGUCACUACACAUUUUGUGGAGACGGACUUCGACAUGUACGGGAAGUCAUACAACGGUGGCGUCCACUGAUCCGUCGGCUCGGGACUCGGCAGGACCGGUCCAACACACACGCACACACGCACACACAUACACAUACACACACACACACAUGAACACACACACACACACACACACUUCCCUGGAGGACUGAGCGACGGACGAUACACACUCCUCUCUCUCUCUGUAACAAUCACAGACGUGAACAUGAACUGAGUCUGAAGACAGAGGGAGGAGAGAGGGGAGGAGGCGGGGCUUUGUGGACGGGAGACGAUCACUGUGUUAUCUCUGACUUCCUGUGUGUGCUGCAGUGAAGCACGGACUCAUUUAGAGAGAGAGAGUGGAGUUGGUACAGACUUAUAUUUGUAUAUUUUUAUAAACUCUGCACAGACACAGAAAUCCUUUCACUCCUCUUCACACAUUAUUUCUGUGACUGUGGCUAUGACGGCGGCGACAGCAACGUGGUACGACUAACAUUUACUAAACAAUAGAUUCUCUGACCUUCAGUUUGCACAGAUUAGGAUGAUUCUGUGGUGUUUUUGUUUUGUAUGAGCUCUAAUUGCACUUCUGUGUCUGAAUCUGCAGGAUAAACGUUCACUCACUCACCAGCUUCUGAACCUUUGAA
Messenger RNA from Solea senegalensis (Senegalese sole), 3551 nucleotides. It is a transcript of the gene itgb5, whose product is annotated as integrin, beta 5. The transcript has 16 exons. The record is from RefSeq and is a predicted model, not a curated record. Lineage: Eukaryota; Metazoa; Chordata; Actinopteri; Pleuronectiformes; Soleidae. Gene Ontology annotation, cellular component: focal adhesion; cell surface; integrin complex. Gene Ontology annotation, molecular function: integrin binding. The coding region runs from base 548 to 2959 and encodes 803 amino acids. Gene Ontology annotation, biological process: integrin-mediated signaling pathway; cell adhesion mediated by integrin; cell-matrix adhesion.